AUGUUCGACACCCACGACAACGCCCACGCGUACCAGGUCCGGUGCAAGAAGGUCGGAACGUUCUCCCUCCCGAUCCUCGUGGAAGAAGAUGGGGCCUCGCUGGAGCGGAACGGUUACAUGCCUCCCGCCAAGGACCCCGACAGCCUAAACAGGCUCAAGAUCGUCUACGGCGCCAUGCCGCCUCACCUCACGCCCGAGUAUGUGAAGACGGAGCGUUUCGUGAAGCAGCUCAAGAACCUUAUCCCCGCGCUGGAACAAGUGCUCGAGGCGACGGCCGAGGUUUCGGAGGUGGAGAGCGGCAAUGACGCAGACCGGUGGCGCCAGGAGAUCAACUCUCUCACGAAAGAGCUGGACGACCUCAUGUCGCGCGGGACUCCUUCCAAGAGGGGAGGAGGAGCGGGAGGCAGGAGCGCCGGGAAAGUGGCCAGGAUCCACGGACGGCGGUACGUGGCGUUCGUAGCCGGGGUGGAGACUUCAGGACGUUUGCCCGCAGUUGUCCUUCGGCGUCAUUGCCGUUUUGGUUCUGCACUCAUACAGAGGUCUGAUUGGCCGAAAAUCUUUGGUGACGGGGGUCCCUGACGAUAUCGCCGAGGUCGAGACUUGAGAGAGGAUUUU
Messenger RNA from Ectocarpus siliculosus, 615 nucleotides. NCBI's taxonomy places the organism in Eukaryota, Phaeophyceae, Ectocarpales, Ectocarpaceae. The record is from the annotation of a GenBank genome assembly.